UAUUAUUACCAAAUUUUCUGGGCUAUAUAGAACGCCUUCAAAGGCAUUGCACACACUAAAUCAUACAGCUCCAAAUGUUCCCUUCCAUUUGCUUAUUCAUUCUUCUCUUUUCUUCACUCUUGGAAUUCUGCACAGCUAUUGAUACGUUGACCUCUAAUGCUACCAUCACAAAUGGGGAGACUUUGGUAUCCUCGGGCAAAAGCUUUGAAUUAGGAUUCUUUUCCCCCAGUAAUUCAAGCAAAUGGUACAUAGGAAUAUGGUACAAAAAAUUCCCAGAAAUUGUCGUGUGGGUUGCAAACAGGGAAACUCCUUUAUGGAAUUCAUCUGGAGUUCUAACUAUUAGCCCUGAUGGGGAUCUUAUUCUCCUGAAUGGUAUAAGAGGCGUUUCCUGGUCAUCAAACUCUUCGGGAAGAGUCCAAGGGUCAGUUGCACAGCUAUUGGAAUCUGGGAAUCUUGUUCUCAGACGAAAGGAUGAUAAUUCAGAAACAUAUUUAUGGCAAAGCUUUGAUUUCCCAUCUGAUACGCUUUUACCAGGAAUGAAGAUAGGAUGGAACUUGAGCGCCAACGUAAAUAGGUAUUUAACAGCAUGGAAAUAUGACACUGAUCCCUCUCCUGGAGACAUCACUUACAGAAUCGACAAUCUAGGGAUGCCUCAAUUUGUUCUUCGAAAGGGAUCAAAGAAGCUAUUCCGCACCGGGCCAUGGAAUGGAAUUCGAUUUAGUGGUUCCAGAGCUGUGUCGAACAAAGUUUUCAAACCAGUUUUCAUUUAUAACGAUGAAGAAUAUAUGUACGAGUUCACCGACAAUUCAUUUAUCAGCAGGUUCACUGUAACUUCAUCAGGUUUGCUCCAACGUCUUGCACUGAACCAAGGGGAUUCCUCAUGGACUAUUCUGCGUUCCUCGCAAAAUGAUCAAUGCGACGAUUAUGGACGUUGUGGCCCAAAUGGCAUUUGCAAAAUCAGCAACAAGCAAUUUUGUGAAUGCUUAUAUGGAUUUGUCCCUAAAUCUCAGAAUGUAUGGGACAUACUUGAUUGGUCCAGUGGAUGUGUGAGAAGGAUUCCCUUAAAUUGCCAGCAAGAAGAAGGAUUUGUAAAGCUCAGCAAUGUGAAAUUGCCAGAUCUCUUGCAGUUUUCGCUAAACAAGAGCAUGAGUCUAAACCAAUGUAAGUCUGAAUGCUUGAAAGACUGCUCUUGUAUAGCUUAUGCAAAAUCAGAUAUUCGUGAAGGUGGUAGUGGCUGUUUCAUGUGGUUUGGGGAUCUGAUUGAUAUUCGAGAGUCUUCUGAGAAAAAUGGGCAAGAUGUGAUCUAUAUAAGAAUGCCGGUGUCAGAACUUAGUAAGUGCACAUCGGAUUAUAUAAUUCAAUCUUGUUUUAGAUUUCUCAGAUUCAGCCACUGCACUUUCUUCCAGGAAUUUGGAAAUAGUAAAAAUACAAGGCUUGUGCUGAUCUUGGUCAUAUCACUACUUUCUGGAGUGCUUAUCCUUGGCUUCUUGAUCUGGUGUCUUCCCCAAUAUUGCAAAAGGAAAAGAGGAUUUGAGACCAAAGAUGAAGAUAUAGAGAUACCCAUGUUUAAUCUGAUUACAAUUACUACUGCAACUGAAAACUUCUCUCUGACAAAUAUAAUAGGAGAAGGUGGUUUCGGAAUCGUGUACAAGGGUACAUUAUCAACAGGGCAAGAAGUUGCAGUGAAGAGACUUUCGAAGAAUUCUGGACAGGGUCUUCAAGAGUUUAAGAAUGAAGCAGUUCUGAUUGCCAAACUUCAACAUCGAAAUCUUGUAAGGCUUUUGGGUUGUUGCCUUGAAGGAGAUGAAAGGAUGCUAAUUUAUGAGUAUAUGCCCAACAAAAGCUUGGAUUAUUUCAUUUUCGAUCAGCAUAGAAAAGCAUUGCUUACAUGGCAAAAGCGCUUUGAUAUUAUUAUGGGCAUUUCAAGAGGACUUCUUUACCUUCACAUGGACUCUAGAUUGAGAAUUAUUCACAGAGAUCUCAAGACAGGCAACAUUUUGCUAGACAGUAACUUGAACUCAAAAAUUUCUGAUUUUGGCCUCGCGAGAAUUUUUUGUGAAGAUCAAACUGAAAGCAAAACAAAGCGAGUUAUUGGAACAUAUGGGUAUAUGUCACCUGAAUAUGCUGUAGAUGGUAAGUUCUCAGUGAAAUCUGAUGUCUUUAGUUUUGGAGUAUUGUUAUUAGAGAUUGUGAGUGGCAAAAAGAAUCGGACAUUUCACCAUCCUGGCCAUCAUCAUAAUCUAGCAGGUCAUGCAUGGUUAUUGUGGAAUGAAGGCAGGGCAGAGGAACUAAUGGACGAUAUUUAUGAGCUAUCUUUCGUCGAAUCUGAAGUACUUAAAUGUAUUCACGUAGGUCUAUUGUGCGUCCAAAAACUACCGGAAGACAGGCCAACAAUGGCAUCAGUUGUUGUCAUGUUAAGCAUCGAGGGUGUGACAUUGCCACAACCUAAAGAGCCUGGGUUUUUCACGGAGAGAAGUUGCACAGGAUCAGAUAUGUCAAGAAAUGAAGAAAGAUAUCUCACCCAUAAUAUGGUGACAGUAACUAUGCCAGAAGCAAGAUAAAAUAUUUAUGUACACAUAACCAUGUGAAUGAGUUGCAUAUAGUAGUACUAUUGUUACCUUGUAAUUCUUCCUAGCAUGCCAUAUACUGAAGAUAUUUCGUGUGUGCACUAUUGAACUUCACACCCAACUGGGCUAUGUUUAAAAGAAAGAUAGAAAUGUCGACGGAAAUAUACUGAAAACAGCCCGGGCUACAAUGAUUUUUAGCA
Molecule: messenger RNA, 2767 nt
Organism: Olea europaea var. sylvestris
Lineage: Eukaryota; Viridiplantae; Streptophyta; Magnoliopsida; Lamiales; Oleaceae
Product: G-type lectin S-receptor-like serine/threonine-protein kinase At4g27290
Exons: 7
Coding region: 75-2561 (828 amino acids)
Biological process (GO): recognition of pollen; protein phosphorylation
Molecular function (GO): protein serine/threonine kinase activity; ATP binding
Source: RefSeq, a predicted model, not a curated record